AUGAGCAAAGCAGCGGCUGUCAAGGAGGCCGUCAAGGAGAGCCUCCUUGGUGCUGAGGAACCCGUCCAGCUGUCGGCACAGACCAAGACGAGAUUCGUCGCCAAUGCUGCCAAGGAUGAGACCACAGGAGAGCUCUUCAUGGGCCUCGAGGAGUUCACCAAGGCCGUUGCGCCCGAGGAUGAAGACUUCCACAAAAUCAAGCGGGAACAGUAUGGCAUCCUGUUUGGCGUCGCCGACCGCAAAGGCGCCGGCAAGAUUAGCCUCUCCGAGUGGGCCGCGUUCGAGAACCUGUUGAUGAAGCCCGACGCCGAGUACGAGAUCGCAUUCCGCCUCUUCGACGUCGACAGGACUGGCAACGUCAAAUAUGAGGAUUUCCGGAAGCUCUACGAACUUAACAAGGGUCCCGACAGCAUCCCCUUCGACUGGGAGUGCGAGUGGGCCAAGCUGUACAUUGGCAGCAAGAAGAAGCGCCACCACAUGGACUACCCCCAAUUCUCCCAGAUGCUGCGCGGCCUGCAGGGCGAGCGCAUCCGCCAGGCCUUCCAGCUCUUCGACAAGGACGGCGAUGGCUUCAUCGACCCGGAGGACUUUGAGCGCAUCAUCCUUGAGACCUCCAAGCACAAGCUCUCCGACCACCUGCUCGAGAACCUGUCGACCCUCUGCAACAUCUCUCUCGGCAGCAAGGUGUCAUACGCCAACGUGCGCGCAUUCCAGAACAUGAUUAAGGAGAUUGAUCUGGUCGAGCUCAUCGUGCGUCGAGCUUGUGCCAAGAGCCCCGACGGCAAGAUCACCAGGACCGAGUUCCUCAACCAGGCCGCCAAGAUCACUCGCUUCUCCCUCUUUACUCCCAUGGAGGCCGACAUUCUCUUCCACUUUGCCAGCCUCGAUGAGCCUUCCGGUCGCCUUGGCCUGGGCGACUUUGCCAAGGUGCUCGACCCGUCGUGGAGAAACGCCGUCUACGACGCGGACGAUAUUGCCUCGCGGGCUUUGGCCAAGGGCGCCACGAAGUCCAAGGCUCUCCUCACCUCCAUCCUCGAGUCGGCGUACAACUUUGGUCUGGGUAGUAUGGCGGGUGCCUUUGGUGCGUUCAUGGUGUACCCCAUUGACCUCGUCAAGACGCGUUUGCAGAACCAGAGAAGCGCCAGGCCGGGAGAGAGGUUGUACAAGAAUUCGAUCGACUGCUUCCAGAAGGUGUGGAGGAACGAGGGUCCCCGAGGCCUGUACUCGGGUGUCGUGCCCCAGCUUAUUGGCGUUGCCCCUGAGAAGGCCAUCAAGCUGACUGUGAACGACAUUGUGCGCGGAUACUUUACCAACAAGGAGGGCAAGAUCUGGUACGGCCAUGAGAUUCUUGCCGGUGGUGCGGCUGGCGGUUGCCAAGUUGUCUUCACCAAUCCUCUCGAAAUCGUCAAGAUUCGUCUUCAAGUCCAGGGUGAGGUCGCAAAGACGGUGGACGGAGCUCCUAGAAGGUCAGCCAUGUGGAUUGUGCGCAACUUGGGUCUCGUUGGUCUCUACAAGGGUGCCUCUGCUUGCUUGUUGCGAGAUGUCCCCUUCUCGGCCAUCUACUUCCCCACGUACAGCCACUUGAAGAAGGACCUCUUUGGCGAAUCCCCCACCAAGAAGCUCGGCGUUCUCCAGCUGCUGACUGCCGGCGCCAUUGCCGGUAUGCCCGCCGCCUAUCUUACGACACCCUGCGAUGUCAUCAAGACCCGUCUCCAGGUCGAGGCCCGCAAGGGAGAGGCUACCUACACGGGUCUCCGCCACGCCGCAAAGACGAUUUGGAAGGAGGAAGGCUUCCGCGCCUUCUUCAAGGGCGGCCCCGCAAGAAUCUUCCGCUCCUCUCCCCAAUUCGGUUUCACCCUCGCCGCCUACGAGGUUCUGCAGAACGUCAUCCCUUACCCCGGCAGGCCCGAGAGCUCCAAGGUCCACACGGGCGUCGGCGACGCCAUCUCGACCCUCAAGGAGAACCUCGACACCAGCCCCUUCGCUCGCAGCCGCAACGCCCUCAAGAUUAUCCUUGACAUUGACGAGGACUUUGGCAAGGUCAAGGUCCCGAGCCAGGAGAGCUGGAAGAAGCUGCCUGCCUUCAUGCAGACCAACGGAAGCAGCUCUUCGUGA
This is a messenger RNA of Colletotrichum spaethianum, 2115 nucleotides long. RefSeq names its product calcium-binding mitochondrial carrier protein Aralar1. Gene Ontology annotation, biological process: L-glutamate transmembrane transport; malate-aspartate shuttle; aspartate transmembrane transport. Gene Ontology annotation, molecular function: calcium ion binding; L-aspartate transmembrane transporter activity; L-glutamate transmembrane transporter activity. The coding region runs from base 1 to 2115 and encodes 704 amino acids. The transcript is spliced from 3 exons. NCBI's taxonomy places the organism in Eukaryota, Fungi, Ascomycota, Sordariomycetes, Glomerellales, Glomerellaceae. The record is from RefSeq and is a predicted model, not a curated record.